Musca vetustissima is the source of this 2414-nucleotide messenger RNA. RefSeq lists its product as uncharacterized. The coding region runs from base 21 to 2414 and encodes 797 amino acids. The record is from RefSeq and is a predicted model, not a curated record. Gene Ontology annotation, molecular function: monocarboxylic acid transmembrane transporter activity. The transcript has a single exon. Gene Ontology annotation, biological process: transmembrane transport; monocarboxylic acid transport. NCBI's taxonomy places the organism in Eukaryota, Metazoa, Arthropoda, Insecta, Diptera, Muscidae.
ACCUCCAGAACAGAACCGAAAUGACCGAUUCAAUGCCUCCACAAACCGGCUCCUCAGCCCGUCUGCGCAAAUUCGAUCGCACCGAUAGCGAGCUGGCCGUCGAAGAAGCCGCCCAUCUAACCGCUGACCUACAAGAAUCGGGAGCUGCUGGCAGUCCCGAAGUCGAUGAUGACGAUGACUAUAGCGAAUACAACGAAUUGCCACCACCGCCGGACGGUGGCUAUGGCUGGGUCAUUUGCUUCGCCUCUUUCAUGUGCAACAUGAUUGUCGAUGGCAUUGCCUACACUUUCGGUAUUUUCCUAACAGAAUUUGUGGACUACUUUGGCGAGGGCAAGGCCAAAGUAGCAUGGGUUGGCAGUUUGCUGAGUGGUGUUUAUUUAGCCGCAGGUCCGAUUGUCUCAGCCCUGGCGAACAAAUAUGGCUGUCGUACGGUGUGCAUUGCCGGUUCGGUAAUAGCCUGCAUAGCCUUUGCCCUGAGCACGUUGAGCACAUCGGUGGAUAUGCUCAUGCUGACGUAUGGUGUGAUUGGUGGUUUCGGCUUCGGCAUGAUCUAUUUGCCGGCCGUGGUGGCAGUGGGUUACUACUUUGAGACGAAACGCUCUUUGGCUACGGGUAUUGCGGUGUGCGGUUCUGGUUUCGGUACCUUUGUUUUCGCCCCCCUGGCCUCGUACCUGUUGGCCCAGUAUGGCUGGAAGAACUCGCUGCUAAUAUUUGCCGGCAUGAUCUUGAAUUGUGCCAUUUUCGGUGCCAUGAUGCGUCCUCUCAAGUACCCCAAAAAGAAGAAGGUCAAGCCUCUGAUGCAGCGCAUGUACGAAGAGAAACAACUGCAAUUGGAACGAGGCUCCUUUGCCGGAUCCUUUAUGGUCCAACUGCCCGACGGAACCAUGGAACGUAAAAUGAAAAUGCCGCUCAAUGCGGACCCCGGUGUGCAUUCUUCGCUGAACUUGGAACUGUUGGCUCAACAAGCAGCCUCUGGCAGCUUACAUCCCGUCUCCACCUUGCCCACCAUUACCGAAGCCAAAGUGAUAGACAUGCAAAAUGGCCAAAACGGUGGCCAAAGCCCACCCAGCAACAAGGACAGCAACGGCCAGUUGGAUGUGAAGCCCCGGCGUCCACAUCGCACCUCGGAAUCGAGCACCACCAGCCCCUACCAGUCAUCGGAUUACAUGACACGCAACGCCUCCCAGCCAGCAUUUUUAAUGGAACAUCAAGGUCUUCCCAAAAAUGGUUCGGUGCCGUCCUUUCAAAGGUCUCGCAAGACCUCAGCCUCAGAAAAAUUCCAGCCAUCGUUGGCGGCCAUACGGGCCUCCUCACGUGCCGAUUUGGAUCCGAAUGGCAUGGAAAUGGGCAUGACCGCCUCGAAAAUGUCGCUUUCCCAGCAAAGCGGCGGUGGCAAAAUGGUGCGUCCCAUGUCGCGCAAGGAUAUUUUCUAUUCCGGUUCCGUGACUAAUCUACCCCAGUAUCAAUCCCAAAAAUCCCUAACCAAUUAUCGCCAAUCGGUGUUGUCGCUAACCAAGUAUGAGAAGAGCAUGCAAAGUGUAAAUCGUUUGGAUCCGCUGGCCGAGGCAGAACGUCAACGGGAACAAUACGAUCUGUGUCCCUGCCUGGCUAUACCGGACUCGGUGAAAUCGGUCAUCAACAAUAUGUUGGAUGUAAGUUUGCUCAAGGAUCCCGUUUUCAUGAUGAUUGGCGUGUCGAACAUCUUUGGUAUGGCUGGUUUGUAUGUGCCCUUUGUGUACUUGGUGGACGCCACGAAAGCCGCAGGUAUUGAUGCCGAUUCUGCCUCCUUCCUCAUUUCGAUUAUUGGCAUUACCAACACAUUCGGACGUAUUGUUUGCGGUUAUGUGGCGGAUUUCCCCUCGGUGAAUUCAUUGUUCCUUAACAACGUGUGUCUGCUGGUGUGUACCGUGGCCGUUAUCCUGACACCGCUUUGUGCCUCAUAUGGAUCGUACGUGACCAUGUCGGUAUUCUUUGGCCUAGCCGUAUCGGGCUAUAUCUCACUGACGUCAAUUAUACUGGUCGACUUGUUGGGUUUGGACAAGUUGACCAAUGCCUUUGGUUUGUUAAUUUUGUUUAGAGGUUUUGCGGCCAUUAUUGGAUCCCCCCUGGCCGGUGCUGUAUACGAUGCUACGCAAAGCUAUGAUUUGCCAUUCUAUAUGGCCGGUGGUCUGUUUGCCAUAUCGACAGUGACAAGCUUUUUGGCACCGUGCUUAAAGAGAUGUUCGAAGACAGAAGAUUCGCCGGUGCAUGUGGAGGCCCUGACACCCAUCGAUGAGGAACAGGGUGAAGAUGCCGAAGACGAGGAGGAUCAACCGAUAACAAUAGUGCCGAAGAUAGUGAAAACUUUGGCCAGUCCACAGCCGGUUGGUGAUGAGCCAUCACCGAAAUUUCCAAAUGCUGAAUCGAAAUUAUAA